AUGUGGAGGCUGAAGGUCGGGGAGGGCGGCGGGCCGUGGCUGCGGUCCACCAACGGCUUCCUCGGCCGCGCGGUGUGGGAGUUCGACGCCAGCGCCGGCACGCCGGAGGAGCGCGCCGAGGUGGAGAGGGUGCGUCAGGAGUUCACCGACGGCCGGUUCCGGCGCAGAGAGUCCGCCGACCUCCUCAUGCGCUUGCAGUGUUCAAAAGAGAACAAACAUCAAGGGAGGGACCGUCGUCUACCGCCAAUGGAGAAGCUCGAGGAGAAAGACGAGGUCACUGAGGACACCGUGCUGGUGUCGCUGAGGCGAGCCCUCGAUCAGUUCUCUUCGCUGCAAUCGGAUGACGGCUGUUGGCCCGGGGACUUCAGCGGGAUAAUGUUCGUCAUGCCUGGUUUGAUAUUUGCUCUCUAUGUCACCAGAUCACUCAACACUGUGAACGAAGAUGGGGGAUGGGGCAGCCUAAUUUUAGGGUCGAGCAGCAUGUUUGGUACAUGCUCAAACUACAUCACUCUAAGGCUCCUCGAAGAGGAGCUAGAUGGCAACACGGCGUUGGCUAAGGGGCGUGGCUGGAUAUCGUCCCACGGCAGCGCUACUCUUGUGCCACAGUGGGGGAAGAUAUGGCUCUCGAUACUUGGGAUGUAUGACUGGUCCGGGAACAACCCGAUCUUCCCCGAACUAUGGCUUGCACCGCAAUUUCUCCCGUUUCAUCCAGGGAAAUUCUGGUGCCUGUGCCGUAUGGUCUACCUGCCUAUGGCUUAUCUCUACGGGAGGAAAUUCGUUGGGCCCAUUACGCCUACGAUCCUGGCGAUAAGGGAGGAGAUCUACGACGUGCCGUACGACCAGAUCGACUGGGGCAUGUCACGCAAUGCAUGCGCCAAGAGAAUGAAACAUAAAACUGGAUCAAAGUGGAAGAACAAUUGUCUCCACAUCAAGAUCAAGAUCAAGGAGGACCUUGUGUGCCCACGCACAACGCUGCAGAACGCCGUCUGGACCUCACUCUACAAGUGCGUGGAGCCGGUGCUGAGCAGCUGGCCGAUCAACAAGCUCAGGGACAGGGCUCUGAAGAACCUCAUGGAGCACAUCCACUACGAGGACGACAACACGCAGUACCUCUGCAUAUGCUCCGUCAACAAGGCUCUGAACAUGGUCUGCUGCUGGGCCGAAGAUCCAAAUUCGGAAGCGUUCAAGCGGCAUCUUGCGAGGGUACCUGAUUUCCUGUGGAUCUCGGAAGAUGGCAUGAAGGCGCAGGUAUAUGAUGGUGUUCAGAGCUGGGAGACAUCAUUUAUUAUUCAAGCAUAUUGCGCUAUAGGUCUUUGUGCAUGUCCAUACCUGAAGGUUCUUUGGAAUCAUCCUGGCGACCAAAGUUAUUCACAUCGCCACAGAUCGAAGGGUUCAUGGACUCUUUCAAGUGCAGACAAUGGAUGGACUGUAUCUGACACUACCGCAGAAGCACUUAAGGCUGUGAUGCUGCUCUCAAAGAUCUCUAGGAACAUCGUUGGCGAUCCAAUAGAAAGAGAAAGGGUGCAUGAUGCUGUUGAUUGCCUUUUAUCUUUUGUGAAUAAAGAUGGGACCUUUUCCACAUAUGAAUGUAAAAGAACUUCGACUUGGAUAGAGAUCCUCAAUCCUUGCGAGAGUUUUCCAAACAUGAUUGUCGAUCAUCCAUAUCCAGAAUGCACUUCCUCGGUGCUUCAAGCUCUUAUGCUGUUCAAAGAACUACAUUAUGGUUACCGUACUAAGGAGAUAGAAAAAUGUAUCAGAGAUGCAGCAACAUUCAUUGAGAGCAGACAAGGAGAAGACGGUUCAUGGUUAGGCACUUGGGGUGUGUGUUUCACCUAUGGGGCCUUCUUUUCGGUUAAAGCAUUAGUUGCUGCUGGAAGAACAUACGAGAGCAGUUCUUCCAUCAGGAAAGGAUGUCACUUCAUAUUAUCAAAGCAGCUCAGUACUGGUGGAUGGGGAGAAAGUCACGUAUCUAAUGAAACAAAGGUAUAUGUCAACAUUGAAGGUGACCGUGCUCAUGCAGUGAAUACUGCUUGGGCAAUGUUGACCUUAAUAUAUGCCGGACAGAUGGAACGAGAUCCAGCACCACUUCACCGUGCUGCGAAGGAGUUGAUCAAUAUGCAGAUGGAUACAGGAGAAUUUCCACAGCAAGCAUGUAAGGAAAAUUUCGAACAGCCAAAGCCCUGGCUUGAAGACGGCGACAAUGAAGACUGCGGCGACCAAGACGAGGACAGCAACGAGGCGGAGGCGGAGGGGGGCAGCGACGAAGAAGUUGAGAACAACGAAGACGAGGAGGACAGCGACGAAGAAGAUGAGAAGGAGGAGGAGGAGGAGGAGGAUCCCUCUCCGGUGUGGGAGAUCGAGCGAUGCAGCGACGGCUACGUCGUCCUCUUCAACCGGAGGGCCAGGCAGAUCGCCGCCUACAACCCUCUCACGCGGGCGCUGCAUCUCUUCCCCUCGCCGCCGGGCAUCUUCAAAAGCGCCUUGACCUUUCAGUUCCACAUAAUCUCCUCCUCCGAAGAGCACCCCGGCUCGCCGCCCCGUGUGGUUUGUUUCUACUGUGGCUACCUUUACGCCUCCGUCGGCGUCAUCUCGCCGGGGAGCACCGAGAUUGGGUGGCAGAUUUUCCCUGAGCCUUUGAUUCCAGGAGCAGUGGGAGCCACCGGCAAGAUGGUGAACGGAUCCCUCUACUGGACACACCCAGGGAGACUCUACAUCACCGUGCUCGACACCGCGACGCUGGAAUUCUCUAGAAUGGAACUGCCGCCGCUCUUGGCGGUGGAAGAAGGCAGUAACCGUGAUUGUGAUUUUGUGCUUGGUAAUACCAAGGAUGGGAGGCCCUGCAUCGUGUCCCCGGAUCCGUGGGGUGGCUGUGAGCUCCUGGUUUUUUUCUGGAGACCCGAUGAAUACGACGGUGUCGAGAGGUGGAAGCUGGACCAGGAGUUCAAACUCAAAACGAUCCGUCGGCUCACUGAGAUUGAAGACGAUUCUUAUGUCGUUGUGCACGUUAUGGAUGUUACCGAUGGAAUCGUGUACCUGCGCACUGCCUAUGACGGGUAUACUGAAGUUCCUCAGCUGCUCCUAUCCUUUUGUCUCGAGACAGCGGAGCUGAAAAAGAUCUGUGAGUAUGAUCACAAGCUCCAUCCCUACGUCAUGGCAUGGCCUCCUUCUUUGGUAGGAGUACAUGAUAAGGGCCCCAAUGAUCUAGCUCUGUCUACCCCAAGCUCCGAAGGAAGCGAUGUGAAUGCUGGAGGUGGCCCAACAGAGCCUGCAUCGGUCCCAAAGCAUAAUAGGAUCACUUAG
Messenger RNA from Triticum turgidum subsp. durum (durum wheat), 3300 nucleotides. Lineage: Eukaryota; Viridiplantae; Streptophyta; Magnoliopsida; Poales; Poaceae. The record is from the annotation of a GenBank genome assembly.